AUGUCAAUCUUGAUAGAACCACUCGUUUGGAGCAGAUUACAACGACUUCUCACCACAACCCCCCCCCUCGCCACCCCCAAAACCAAAACGAACCCCCAACGCUCCCUCCCAGCAUCCUACUACCGCGGCGGCACCAGCCGGGCCGUCUUCUUCAACGCGACCGACCUGCCCGCCGACGCCUCCACCCACCCCGCCAUCUACCGCGCCGUGCUGGGCAGUCCCGACGCCGCGCACCGGCGCCAACUCGACGGGAUGGGCGGGGGCAUCAGCAGCCUCUCCAAGAUCUGCAUCAUCCAAGGCGAUUCAACCCACCCGGCCGCGGACGUGGAUUACACGUUCGUGUCGGUCGGGGUGGUCGACGACAAGGUCGAUCUGACGAGUAAUUGCGGGAAUAUGAGUGCGGCGGUGGGGCCGUUCGCCGUGGAUGCGGGGUUGGUGCGGGCGCCGCGGGUGAAGGGGGAUCAGGCCACCGUUAAGAUCCAUAACACCAAUACGGGGAAGAUUAUUCAUUCCACGUUCCCGGUGGUGGAGAGUGCAUCGGGGUCGGAAAACGGGGAAGGGCCGGAGUAUGAGGCGGCGACGAGCGGGGACUUCGCCAUCGAUGGGGUGGCGGGCACGGCGGCGCGGGUGCAGCUCGAUUUCGUGGAUCCCGCCGGGUCGGUCACGGGCAAGUUGCUCCCGACGGGGAAUGCGGUGGAUGUGUUUGAGGUCAAGGGGGAGGUGGAGGCGACGUGUAUCGAUGUCGCCAAUCCGUGUGUAUUUGUCUCCGCGGCGAAGCUGGGGGUCCAGAGUAACCUGACGCCGGAGGAGUUGACGGCCGACGUGGGGUUGUUGGACAAGUUGGAUCGCAUCCGGAGGUUGGCCGGCGUGAAGAUGGGCAUCGCAGCGUCGCCCGAAAAGGUGCCCGGGAGCAUUCCCAAGAUCGCUCUGGUGGCGGCCCCCGGGGAGGAUGCGCGCUCGGUCGCCAAGGGUCAGACGCCGCAGAAGGUCGAUCUGGUGGCCAGGGCGCUCUCCGUAGGCCAGCCCCACAAGGCACUGCCCAUCACGGUGGCCUUGGCCCUGGCAACCGCGGCGAGGGUGGAAGGGAGCACCGUAUCGCAGGUUGUGAAACGGGGACAGACGGUCGAUGCUGCCGGGAUCACAAUCGGACAUGCCAGUGGAAACAUGUUGGUGGGGGCUGAGUUCGCCGAGGAUGGCAGUCUGCAAUCUGGUCGCGUGUUUUCGACCGCGCGGAGGUUGUUUGAGGGAAGGGUGUUCUGGAAAGAUGAGUAA
Aspergillus brunneoviolaceus CBS 621.78 is the source of this 1272-nucleotide messenger RNA. RefSeq names its product DUF453 domain protein. The record is from RefSeq and is a predicted model, not a curated record. The coding region runs from base 1 to 1272 and encodes 423 amino acids. The transcript has 2 exons. NCBI's taxonomy places the organism in Eukaryota, Fungi, Ascomycota, Eurotiomycetes, Eurotiales, Aspergillaceae.